Messenger RNA from Annulohypoxylon truncatum, 1057 nucleotides. Its product is annotated as acyl-CoA N-acyltransferase. The transcript has a single exon. NCBI's taxonomy places the organism in Eukaryota, Fungi, Ascomycota, Sordariomycetes, Xylariales, Hypoxylaceae. The coding region runs from base 287 to 859 and encodes 190 amino acids. Gene Ontology annotation, molecular function: acyltransferase activity, transferring groups other than amino-acyl groups. The record is from RefSeq and is a predicted model, not a curated record.
UAGGACAUCUCAGCGACUGCCGCUAGUCGGCGAAGGGUUGUCAGAAAUCAUGCUGUCGAAAUGGCCUUUCCUGCAUUAGGAAUGAGUCACGCAGGGGCUGAGGGUUCUCGUAAUCCUUCUAUCUUCACAGUAAAAUAAUAAAAAAGUCGAGUCUCACCUCAUCUUCUAAUAUCUUGAAUUUAUACUAUCAGCGGCAUAUCAACAAAAUCAGCUCGAUCAGCGUGCGUUAAAGCUUUAUUUCACUUGAUACUUUUGAAAAAGCCUCAUUGAAGGACUACGAAUCAAUAUGGCGUCUACUACCCCUCAGCCAGAACCUACGCCUAUCGUAAGGACAGACAAAUGUUAUAUACGCGCAUACACACCUAGUGAUAUUCCGGCAACUGCGGAGGCAGCCAAUCACCCGGAGAUUUCGCAGUACAUGCGCAACCGUUUCCCCUCUCCCUAUACGCUUGAGAACGCUGAAUUCUGGGUUGACUUCUGUAUGAAAGCGGAACCAAUGGUUAACUUCGGCAUCUUCGCUCCAGAUGGCGCCUUCGCGGGUGGUAUUGGGCUUAUGCCCCGUGAUGAUACGGAGUAUCGCACUUGGGAGGUCGGAUAUUGGGUCGCGAAGAACUACUGGGGCAAGGGCAUUGCGACGAGCGCUCUCAAAGGGUUCUCCUCGUGGGCCUUCAAAGAAUUUCCGGAACUGCUCAGACUGGAGGCUGGCGUGUUCGGAGGGAAUGACGGGAGCAUGAAGGUUCUCGAGAGGGUUGGAUACACCAAGGAAGGUGUACGGAGGAAGGCUAUAUGUAAAAAGGGAAAGAUCAUGGAUAUGCACGUAUACGGCUUACUCAAAGAGGAAGCUGAAGGUCUGGAGUAAGCCCUCGUAAGCAGGGUUUCUCGAAGUUACAUGAUGAAUUAUACGUUGGAAUAAUUAGCUAAAUGGAGGUUGAACCUUGAAAGAGCGUAAGAAUCGAAAAUUUCACUGUGUUCUUCCGCCUCUCGAGCCCCCGUCUCCCUAUCGACCUCUCUAUUCCUCCCUACCUAGGACAGAUGGCAAUAGGCAAACCCUAUUCAA